AUGUCGCUCAAAUCUGGAGCACGCAAUCGUUCACAGCCCACCUCGUCGCCCUCAUACAAUGAUGACACAGAAGCCGCAUCGCAGCAGCUUCUCACCGAGACUAGUCCUUUGAUACGUCAACGCGCCGCGAUCCGCGCCAGCCAACUCAAUCUUGCCCGCAUCGACGCCCUUCCCAAGCCGCCUGCGAUGGCGCCCUCAACACCCGUAGAUAAUGCAGGAAAGCUGGCAAAACCGGGCAAACUCAAGCGAAUCAGUUUUCCUGAUGAGCCUCAGAGAAAGCCUCGAGGCGCGAAGGUGUACGACAUUGAACCUAGUCCACAGAAGAGAACAACCUUGCCAGUGCAGGUUGCAGCCCCCGAAGAGGAAGGGCAAGACGAGGUGGAUCCUGCUGACCAGGUCGAGGACAUGGUGCCAGAGACCAGCCAAGCGGACCCAGAAGCUGAACAAACUGAUGGAAGUGUAGAGAGUGCGGAUUUGCCAGCCCAGGACAGCAGCGUAGCACUGAAGCGCAUAGCCGAAACACUACCAACGUCACCAGUAGCAUCGUCAAGGAAGGACUCGUCGUUGACCGCUCGUCUGCUCAAGCGCAGGAGUGCAGAUAACCCAACUUCUGCUCGCCCUUCUGAUACUGGCCCCGCUGAAGUGCAAAAUGCGGACGAGCAUUUCUCUACAAACAGUAUCACGGAAAACAUCAACGUGCCUGUGAACAAGAAGCAAAGACUUUUGCGAGGCCCAAAGUUCUUGGACCCAGAUGCCGAUGCUCUAGUGGACAGUCUGGGAGUUUCCAUCGUCACAACCCAGUACGAGACGCGACCACGUGGCAAUCCCCAACCGAAGGUGCAGAUACCGAUCAGGUCUACCAAGAGGCGUUCGUCACAAGCCGAAGCCAAGGAUACCACGGAAGUGUUCGCAAAUCCCGCUGUUGCUGCUGCUGCUUCUAGACCACAGGAGGAGCCGUCACGGCCUUCACGAGUCGCAGGAACGCGAGCUAAGUCCAAGGCGAGCAAGGAGAAAGCGCUCCCAGAUAACAACACGGUCGAGCCUGAAGAAGCGGAUAAGGAUGACGGAGAACACCCACAAACUACAGCAGGGCAGCCGAAGGGUAACUCAGAGGCUGACGGCGAGUUGGCUGAAGCUGAUCCGGAGAAUAGCGUUCCGGAAGAUGACAUAAGGCAUUCAAACCAGGAUAUAAAGCUUGACGCCGAAGAUUCGGCCGCUCUGUCAGCAACCAACGUUCAGUCCCACCAAUCUUCCGCACUGGAAGAAGUGUUCCAGUACACAGAAUCCGAGAAACGUCCCGACACGUAUUUAACCAAGCUUGGUAAAAAGAUCCAUCGCACGUGCGAGGUGUCGCUCGUCGCACUUGGCCAGUCCGGUGAGGGUUCGUCUCUGGAUCACGCUGCCAAGUGUUUAGAUGACAUCACCGACUUGCUUCGAAGUAUCGAUACAACAGUUAGGGAAGAGAGAAGAGUGAGUUUUAAAGUUGACGCGUUCGCCCAUCUCUUUCGAGAUUUGGCCUUGGUCUUCAAAGCAACUUAUGUCAAGUUGCAAGAGAUUGAAGGCGAUAUCACUAAGUCGUUGGGCGCUAUGCAAAUUCUAUGUUCCUAUGUAUAUGAGAUGCUCAGGUUAAAAGAUGGUAUUGAUUCCUGGAAAGUUUCAGUUCCACAGCGUGAACGCGGCGACAGACUCAUCAAGAAUGUUGCAAGUCAUCUGAUCACUCCACUGAGAGCUGUUGAUCAGGAGUUCCGAUUUUGGCUUCUACAGCUUGAGGGGGCAGAACGAAGACGCCAGGCCCACCUUCAUCUCCAACAAAAGCAUGAGGAGCUGGAGCUGGAGCUGGUGAGAAAGGAAGAGGAGCUGAGUGCCAGGAAGGAAAGGAGGAAACGCUGGCAAAAUCUUCACAUUGUCCGAAUGCAGUGCGAGCCCGACCCUGCGCGAAGGCGAAAGCUUAGGUUUUUCGAGCCUGUUGAGGUUGUGGAAACCGAUGCGAAUGGGGUUGAGUUUGAGCGCGUACCGUUCUUCGGGGAGCGCAGUAUGCCACCACCACAUUGGGUCGCUGCGCCUAGCAGCAGAGAUUGGACGGAGGAGCAGGAGAAAGUGUUGCUUGAUGCUCUGCAAUCAACUGCUGUUCUGGAAGAUAUUUUCAAGACACACUGCCGGCCCGGCGGCGCUCUGCGUGCCUUCUCGGUCUCAGACUUUACUGUUAAAUUGGACUGGAUCCGUUCUGGAUGGUCGCGACUGUCGCAGCAGCAUGGUUGGGAGAUUCCAGAAUGGGUAAAAAACAUCCCCGUACUACCUUAG
Molecule: messenger RNA, 2301 nt
Organism: Ascochyta rabiei
Lineage: Eukaryota; Fungi; Ascomycota; Dothideomycetes; Pleosporales; Didymellaceae
Exons: 3
Coding region: 1-2301 (766 amino acids)
Source: RefSeq, a predicted model, not a curated record